Fusarium coffeatum is the source of this 1101-nucleotide messenger RNA. RefSeq lists its product as uncharacterized. Gene Ontology annotation, molecular function: transaminase activity; pyridoxal phosphate binding. NCBI's taxonomy places the organism in Eukaryota, Fungi, Ascomycota, Sordariomycetes, Hypocreales, Nectriaceae. The record is from RefSeq and is a predicted model, not a curated record. The coding region runs from base 1 to 1101 and encodes 366 amino acids. Gene Ontology annotation, biological process: amino acid metabolic process; biosynthetic process. The transcript has 5 exons.
AUGGGCACUCUAUCACAACGAGCCACAGAGGCUGUGGGUGGGCUAGAUUUGCCAUGGAGGUUCGCGCCAAGGGGUGAUUACGAUCCUGACCAUAAUCCUUCGGGACUGGUAUCUUUUGGCACAGCUGAAAACGCCUUGGUGACGGACCAGCUCAAGGAAUUUACGGACCAGAAUGUGACUAUCUCACACGAGGACUUUCUGUACCGUGGUAGCCACGCAGGGGGCUCUCGAUUCCCUUCGGCUCUGGCUGCCCACCUCAACGAGUACUUGACUCCUCACAGCCCCAUUACCCCAGAUAUGAUCCAGUGUGUCGGUGCCGCUACUGCAAUGCAUGACAUCCUUGCGUGGGGAGUUGCGGACCCUGGCGAUGGUGUAUUGACCAGUAGGCCUGUUUACGGUCGGUUCGAGCUUGAUUUCGGGAAUAAAUCCCAAGUGAGAGUUGUGUACUCCGACAACAAGACCAAGAAUGCUUUCCAAGACAAUAUUGUCGACAAGUUUGAGGAGGCAUUGAUGAGAUCCAAAAAGGCUGGUAUACACGUCAAGAUGGUGCUGAUUGUCAAUCCUCAUAAUCCUCUUGGGGUCAUUGACCCAGAUCUCCUCCACGUCACCUACGGUCUCAGCAAGGAUUUUGGCGCCGCGGGGCUUCGUCUAGGCGCUAUAAUUACUCGAAGUCGACCAGUCCUUCGUGCAAUCCAGGCAGCGAUGCGUUUUCACAACCCUUCCGGUGCUAGUCUAGCAAUAGGAAGCGCUAUGCUCGAGGAUAGAGUGUGGUGUCGAUCUUUUGUGGAUUCAUCGAGAUCAAAGAUUGCACAAGCUCAUCGACAUGUCACUUCGCAGCUCAAGGACAUGGGCAUCAAAUACUUACCGGGGAGCAACGCGGGUUUCUUUGUCUGGAUUGACUUAUCUCCGUACCUUUCAUCUGAGUUGGAUGGAGAGUUAAAUCAAGAAUUUGCUCUCGCGAAAAGAUUGCGCCAGGAUGGUGUUUUUCUGCAUCCCCGAGAGGAGCAUUCGCAAGAACCAGGGUGGUUCCGAGUAGUGUACACGCAAGACCCAAGAACCGUGACCGAAGGGCUACAAAGGAUCAGGCGGGCAAUUUUGUGA